Molecule: messenger RNA, 4462 nt
Organism: Homarus americanus (American lobster)
Lineage: Eukaryota; Metazoa; Arthropoda; Malacostraca; Decapoda; Nephropidae
Product: solute carrier family 49 member 4 homolog
Exons: 12
Coding region: 312-3377 (1021 amino acids)
Biological process (GO): transmembrane transport
Cellular component (GO): intracellular membrane-bounded organelle; membrane
Molecular function (GO): transmembrane transporter activity
Source: RefSeq, a predicted model, not a curated record
ACUCAGUGAAGGUUGGAGGUGCGUUGAGGGGCGUUCCAAUGUGUUGUGUUGCGUUGACUGCAAGUUGUGUUGGUUAGGCACAGAAUUCAAUAGUACAGAUUUUCUGUGUCUUCAGAAUUAAUGCUGUGACUGUAGUUUCUUUCGAUUUCGAAGCUUUAUAAACACGUGCGUUUUUCAAAGAUGAUAAGUAUGAUCAGUGAUCACCUCUUCUGCUGCUGCUUGUUGUGACUGAAAGUGUAAAGUGACCCGCGUUAUAAUUUAUGAGGGAACUGAAGUCGUAAAUAUAUAGUUUCACCGGGACAGUGACCAUCAUGCGCCGCACAAUGGUACGGACGCAAGAGGAACUGGACGACAUCGAGGACAACAAAUGGCGACGGAAAUCCUACGCCUUGGCGCAGCACAACGCUCUACCUAUCCCCAUGCCCCUCCCCGUAUAUCCACCUCCCAAGCCCUGUCCUCCCCCUUCAUCGUUCCGACCUCCAAGAACAGGUCCUCGCCCUCCGUUCAGGCCAACUACAUGUUAUCGGCCCUCUGCGGGUUAUCGCCCGUCAAAAGUUGCAAAUCUCCUGCCCGUGAUGCCAGAGAUUCUUCCCACGCUGUCAGAGGUUGGUGGAGUGACCCCUGAGAUAUCCCCACGAAAUGCGAAUCACAUUCUUGCCAACCCCAACAGAGCCCUAAAGGCAGUACGCCCCCCAAAGGUUAACAUCCCUCCAGUAUUAACAACAGCACGACCUCUUCCUCCUACACCAACAAAGUCCCCAGCUGAAUCUGCAAACUCCACGGCUUUACCGACAAAGCCAUCACCAAGACUGAAAAGUCCACCAGCUCUACCGACCAAUCCACCACCGAUAACCAGGAAACCCGUGUCACAACACAAAUAUCCUCCGUCGACACCUAAAAUUCUUCCCCCAUCAUUGGCAAGUAGGCCCCCACCACCACAAGUCAGUCUACAACCACCGCAAAUACAUCCCCAACCAGAACAGGCCAGUAUGCAACAACCGCAGACACAUCCUCAACCAGAACAAGCCAAUCUGAAACAACCGCAAACACAUCCUCAACCAGAACAGGCCAGUCUGCAACAACCACAGACACAUCCUCAACCAGAACAGGCCAGUCUACACCCACCACGGACACACCCUCAACCACAACAGGCCAGCCUACAGCUAUCACAGACAUAUCCCCCAUUAGAAUCCACGAAUCCUUCACCACUGUCGGCAGAAUGCCCACCAGCAGAGAUAAAUCCGUCACAAAUAACCACAUCGACAAGUAACCCAUCACUAUCGACUGAGUCUCUACCAAUCGCAGUAGUUGUCACACCAACCCAUAAAGAAAAUCCACCAACCCAAACAGAUUACCCACCACCUCAGGCCAGUUCACCACCAGCGCAGAGGAAUCCACAACCAGUACAGGUAAAUCCACCACCAGAACUGGCAAGAACGACUAAUCCUUUGCUUACAGAAAUAAAUCCCCCAACAAAACAAACAAAUCCUCUCCCAGAACAAACAAGUCCCUCUUCCACAUCAAACAAUAACAACCUUCCACCAACGCCCACCUCCCAAGAUUUGCCUCCCACACCGACAUCCCUGAGUCGUUCACCUACACCCACGUCACUCAGCUGCCCACGAACGCCGACGUCAAUCCGCGCAGCACCAUGGCAGCCAUACUUCCCCCCAACGCCCCUCUCCAGAACACCAAGAAUGACGCCAACGCUUACAUCGGUAACACCAGGGACGUCGCCGACUCCUAGCUCGAAGACCUCUGGGGCAUCCCCCGUGCCCAUUAUCGCCAACAGCCAGGUGUUACCCCCGACGCCGCCUUCGUCAACGUCACACGUCGGGGUAGGCAGCGUCACGCCCGCCUCUUCUGUGUCUUCGCUCAACCAUGUUACAGGGCAGAGCAAAAUAAUGGAGAGGGGCGAAGUACAGUUUAUACCGGAUAUGGCUGAUGCGUCUUCCAAGCUAUCUUACCCUGCCGUUCUAGACGUGAACAUUCUCAACAUUAAUGUGGCUGACAAGGUUGUGACAGUGAUUAAAAACCCUGUUGCAGAAACGGACCCCAACAGUCCGUCCAUUACAACAGCUCCACAAGAUGAAGCUUACCAAACAUACUCCACAAGAUUUUGGAUUUUAGCAGUGUUUUCACUCAUUGCCUUUUUACAAACUGUAGUAUGGGGAACGUUUGGACCAAUUUCCGAGUCUGCAUUGGUAGCAUUCCCUAGUUGGACAGAAGCCACUAUAGCUGCUUUUCCAAACUGGGGACCUAUUAUUGUUGUUUUGUUCACCAUUCCCAUGAUGUGGCUCACUCAAAAGCUAGGUCUUCGGUUAGCGGUGUUAACAUGUGCCAUACUGCUCACAAUUGGGACGGUGAUUCGAUGCUUCUCUUCUCAGGAAACCCCAUUCACUGUGUUGUGCCACAUUAGCUCCAUAUUGUUUGCAUUUGCUGCCUGCAUGACAUUGUCUCUACCUGCCAUGGUUGCUGCAACUUGGUUUCCUCCAAACGAAAGGAUCACUGCCACUGCUGUUGGGGCUCUCAUGUGCCAAUUAGGGGGUGCUGCAAUGUAUAUGGGGGCCCUGGUUGUGAGGUCUCCCAGCAAGAUUCCUACAAAUGAGGAGCGAGCGGAAAUUCGUAGUGAUAUAAUGAUACUCAUGUAUAUUCACUUUGGUGCUGCCGCUCUGUUGCUGCUGAUUGUUAUUGUGUAUUUCCCAGCCAAGCCACCAACCCCACCUUCAGCAUCAUCAGCAACAGAAAAGAUAGACUUCUUCAGUGGCAUCAAGGGCAUCCUCAAUAAUGUUCAACAGCUGUUGGUGAUAAUAGCAUAUGCCUUCUCAUUUGGUAUCCCUGCUGUUUGGAUUGGAGUCUUGAACCUGUCUCUAAUUGACAUUCAAAUACAUCAGGAGCAAGCCAUAGGGGUAGCAGUGACAGCAGUGGUGUGCUCUAGUCUAGCAGCAUUUAUCACUGCCAGAAUUACAGAUAAGGUGUAUGGGCACUUGAGAGUCACAAUUAUUGGGUUCUUGGUGUUAUCAUCACUUUUCUUCCUCUGGUUCCUUCUUCUGUCAACUCAAGUUAUUGUUCCAAGCCUUGCUCAGGUGUAUGUGGCAGUGGCAGGUGGUGUGUCAUUUGAGUAUGCAACUAUGCCAGUGUUGGUAGAACUAGCUAUUGAGAUUGGCUAUCCUAUUCCUGAAAGUGUCACUGGAGCCAUUCUCACCUUCUGCUUCAAUCUGGUUGCCUUGGUCUUUCUUGGUCUUUAUCAAAUCAACAGCAGCACUCACACAUGGGUUAGUUGGGUCCUCUUCGCCUGUGUCUCACUGACUGUGCUGCCGCUCUUGUUUGUGAAAGAGACACACAAGAGAUCUGAUACAGAUAGAAAAUAUAUAUAGUGAGAUAUUAGAUUAUAUAAUAAUUAAUAUGGUUCCAACUAAUGAAGGUAAUCAUGCAUAAAUUUCAGAAGAAUCCUCAUGAAAGAUGUACAGUAUAUAUACAGUAUAAAUAUUAGUCAUGUGAUGAUGUCACAUGAAUUUAAUUAGCUAUGGUUUACAUAAGUAUUUGUUAAUAAACUACUUAGCAAAUUUUUUGUACAGGAAUAUCAUUACAAAAAGAUUAUAUUUUUAAAAAUAGCUUUGUAACAUUCAUAAUACUGUACUGAUAACUAUGUAAAUUAAUGUAAGGUUUUACAAAUAACUAACUGUAUCACGAAGCUCACUUCAAUGUCUUAUUAUCAAUUUAAAAAAUCUCUGUUAUUUUGAUUACAUAUUUAUAUCUGUCCACCAACCUAACUAACUAACUGUAAUGGAUGAGGUGAAACUGAAAUAGACCCUAUCAUCUUCUGCUUAUACUGGUUAAGGCAAAGUGAAUUGUGGCAUCCACACUGCUUGCAUGUUAGCAAUUAUUCACUGCUCGUCAAUGCAAUACAUUAGUAAAUUUAAUAAGCAUUCUAUAUCAGUUCACUCCUCCAAUUAUACACUUCUCCUAUGGAGUGUAUGAGUUUGUAAAAUCCCAUAGUUAUUUAGUGAUGUAAUGCUGUAAUUGAAAAGAUAUUACAGAGGUCACAAAAACUUGCCCUUGACCAAGCUGCCACAAGAAAUAUAGUGUAUUGACAUACCAGAUGAGAAUCAUAGAAGUAACUUUUGCAGAGGCAUCACACUCAAAUGGACAAAUAUCUAACUUCACCAAGCAGUACAGUACAGGUACUUCCUUGAUGCCAGUGAAUGUGUUGCUGGUUUGGCUAGUCAAUGAAACAUGUCUUAAAAUGGAAUUAUAAAGAGCCCUUUAAUUGUUGAGCUAUUUACUGGUGUAUAUAGCAGACCCUCAAUAAAUUGCAAGAGUUGGACUGAAAAUUACUGUGAAAUAGCAAAUUGCAAUACCUUGUAUAUCAAUUUAUUUCAGUAGGAAAUAUAGGGGACGGUACAGGAGCCCCCCCCCCAAAAAAAAAAAAUUAAUAAUAAUUAUAUAAAGCAUUAGUUCA